GAUUUGUCACACACAUUUUGAAACAUAUGGAGCAUUUCUUCUUUAGCUAAGUGUUGGGACAUCUUACAAUUAAAUAGUUACAUUAUUAUUGUUAUUUUUAGUUAUUAUUUUGUUGUAUUUUGUCAUAUUGUCAUUACAGGAGUACAUUUCACUUAUGACGCACAUAUGCCCAUGAGGCCAUUGGCCAGAAGGAACUGGAGUUGUUUUUGUUUGCAGUAAAAAAACAAAAUUCAGUUUAACGUUAAACUAAAUGGAGCUUAAAGUGUUUACAGUGCUGUUUUUGAGUGCUUUGUAUUUGAGUGAUCUGACUUCACCACAGGACAGCUGUGGGCAGCGGCUCCUGGUCUCCCCCCCUGGUGCAUUUCGUAUAGUGGGGGGGCGGGAGGCUCCUGAGGGGGCUUGGCCCUGGCAGGUCAGCAUCCAGAUCCAGUCCAAGCACCACUGUGGCGGGACGAUCCUCAGCAACCUCUGGGUGCUCACUGCCACACACUGCUUCCACAAAUACCUAAGGAUCAUCAAAAGCCAUUUCCAUGUGGUGGCAGGACUUAAUGUGUUAUCUGCUCCAGGAGCUCAAACCCAGAUCCGCUCCAUCAGGGAAGUCAAAAUGCAUGAGGACUACGAUGACGUCACGUCUGACAACGAUGUGACACUCUUGCUCCUCAGCUCUCCCUUCAACUUCACUGACCACGUCCAACCAGUCUGCACUCCUCAUAAUUUGACUCAUGAGUUCAUCCUCAACUUCAGCCACUGUUUCAUCAGUGGAUGGGGGAGCUCCUAUUACAGAGGCAGACUGAUGAACAGAUUGCAGGAAGCUGAGGUGGAGCUCAUUGACAGGAUUACGUGUAACCUGAUCACCUGGUACAACGGCCUCAUCACUGAAAACAUGAUCUGUGCUGGACUGGAGAGCGGGGCGGCUGAUUCCUGUCAGGGUGACAGCGGGGGGCCCCUGCAGUGUUACAGCGAGGACGAGGACAGGUUUUAUUUAGUCGGAGUCACGAGCUUCGGGCACGAGUGUGGACUUCCUCACAGGCCGGGGGUGUACGCCAGAACCAGCAGGUUUGCAGGUUGGCUGAAGACGAGUCAGACAGCAUCAGUGUCUGCUGCACACAGACUGAACACAAGACUGAUCUCAGCUCUGCUCAGUGCUGCUCUGAUGCUGCUCUGAAUCAUCCAUACAGUCUGUCAGCAAUAAAUAUCACUGCUAUAUAUGUAUAUCAGACUGUUUAGAUGUUUUUAGCCGUCUAAAUUUGCGAUGAGAUGUUCCACAAACUUCACCAGUCAACGCGUUUAGACUGUUAUGUCUAUGAGAGCAUGUUUAAUGGCCUAAUGGUUUCUCAAUCAGCGUCUUACUCUGAGUGGUUUACAACAUGAAAAUUGUAUUUUCUGCCAAAGUUAGACUUUUUUUGUUAUUUCACAAGGCAUUUCUGUAUUUGCAUUUUCAACAAGUGUACAUAAGUAAGAGUUCUAAUAACACAGUCAACAAUAUACUAUAAAGUAUUUAUAAAAGAGAAUAAUAUAUUGAAUACAUUAAAAGAUAAAGGCAGUAAGUAAGUUACAUAAUGAGGAAAAAACAUAAAAAGGCUAUUCAGUUUUCAAUAUUUUCUAUAAUGUAAGAACUGAUAGCUUUUGUUCAACUCAAUUAAGAGAAGAGGGAAGGUCGGAAACCAGAAUAUUUUAAAUAAAGAAUUUCUCCAAUAGAAUAAUAGUAAUAAGAAAAGAAACAUGUUUGUUCUAGAAAAUGUGUUCUAGAACAAACAGGACACUUGCUUUAUCUAUUCAAGCUUUUAAUUAAUCAGGAGUCCUCCUAACCCUUCAAUGGACUGUUAGACCCCUCAUCUUCUGGGAAAGGUUUUUAGAACAUCUGGACCAAAAUCUAUCUAGUAACAACUUAUUAACUAAUUAAUUUACAAUUAAUUAAUUUACAACAGCAUAUUGCAUGGCAUAUUAGAAAGUGACAAACUCCCAAAUUGUUGGAAAUGUAAGACGGAGGACGGCUAAUUACUUCAUGUCCUAUGGUCCUGUGAUAAGGCCCAGGAAUUUUGGACCGGGAUACAUGGUACCCUAUGUCGGAUUGCAGGGACCAGGGUUCCAUUCAGUCCAAGAUUAUUUGUUCGGGGAGAUAGGUCAAUCCUAAACGGGAUGGAUAAGCACAUAAGAAGCUGGGUCCAGACUAGUUUACAGAUAGCCAGACAGAUUAUUUUAAGAGGAUGGAAGAAUGAAGGGGUGCAGUCAAUCCAGAAGUGGGCUUGUGAGAUGGCUAGGGUGGCAGCAUUUGAAAAAUGUCAUAUACAAAAAAGCGUUCAUGUUGCGAGUUGUAUGUUUUGUAUGUUGUUAAAAAAUAAAAAUUGUUAAUCCCAAAAAAAGAGAAGUGAGAUACCAAUGAGCAUUUAUCAAUGGUUCACCAACAUUUAUAAUAGCUGUAUUACCAAAUAUAAACAAUCAAUAUCAGACAAAUGUAUUUUUAACAAACUGGCAACUCAAGACUUGUUCUUAUUAAUGGCAUGAACAUCAAAUGGCAGUUUCUUGAAACUCCAUCACAACUUAAUGAAUGCUUGAAAACAUCUCAAACACAGCAGUAUGUUUUUCACAGCGGUUGGCGGUGAUGUUAAGUGUAAGUGAUUUGUAGCAAAUAGGGUAAAUAAAACAUGCAAACCACUAAUGCAUAGUGAAGAACCUGUCAGCCAGUU
Perca fluviatilis (European perch) is the source of this 2687-nucleotide messenger RNA. RefSeq names its product transmembrane protease serine 11D. Gene Ontology annotation, molecular function: serine-type endopeptidase activity. Lineage: Eukaryota; Metazoa; Chordata; Actinopteri; Perciformes; Percidae. Gene Ontology annotation, biological process: proteolysis. The transcript is spliced from 5 exons. The record is from RefSeq and is a predicted model, not a curated record. The coding region runs from base 251 to 1165 and encodes 304 amino acids.